This is a messenger RNA of Fonsecaea nubica, 2379 nucleotides long. RefSeq lists its product as hypothetical. The transcript has a single exon. The record is from RefSeq and is a predicted model, not a curated record. Gene Ontology annotation, cellular component: transcription factor TFIIIC complex. Lineage: Eukaryota; Fungi; Ascomycota; Eurotiomycetes; Chaetothyriales; Herpotrichiellaceae. Gene Ontology annotation, biological process: transcription by RNA polymerase III. Gene Ontology annotation, molecular function: protein binding. The coding region runs from base 1 to 2379 and encodes 792 amino acids.
AUGCCAGAGCCUCGUCGCUCCGGUCGUCAACGCAAGGUCAACCCGCGAUAUGCCAACGGCGGCUGGGACAAGGACACUUUACGUCGUCUGCGGGCCGACUCCGAGUCAUCUGGUUCGUCCCCUGCUGAGGAGUCGAUAUCGUCGGACUCGGACGAGGGUGACGCGGCGAAGCAUGUAUCCGCCCAGGAAGAAGACGACGUAUCUCUUGCCUCUGUUGCCUCGAUACAAUCGUCAGAUGUUGAGACACCAGAUCAGGGGAAUGAUGAAGAUGGGAAUGUAAAUUCGACGUCCGACGAGAAUAUACCAAGCCGUAAACGACGAGGUCAGCCGUCACGCCCGCGCUCUGCACCUGCGGCUGAACUGACCCGCUCGCGCGGCUUACAACCUCCCUCUCAACUUGGAAAGAGAGCAGCAUAUGCUAACAUUUUUGGUCCCGAGAUUGACGACCUGUUUGAGGUUCUGAUCGCCAGGGAUACUUGGCUCAAGGGACAGGACAUCACGGUCCCUAGCCGCCAAACGCUGUUCACUGCCAUUCAACAGAUAGACGAUUUCGAGCAAAGCAACAAUGCGAGCAGUGAGGAAUCACCCCCAAAAAAAGAGGAUGCCUUCGCGGUGGAAUCCUUGUUUGAGACGGUCCAUACCCGUCAAGUUCUGAAGGUAAUUGACCUGGAGGCUAUUUACGAGAAGUACCUGCUCCAUCGAGUUCCAGAGCAUUCGGUUGUUCUUGGGCCAUGGGGGAAGCAAACUAAGUUUGGUAUUGAUUAUCUGUCCUCGUUGGACACAAGAAAAGCGUGGCUGGAUGACGGUACGACCGAGGGCGUUGUGACCUCGCACACCGGAGAACAGCCCGCCCAAGCGAGUUAUCAUCAAGCCUGGCUCAUAAAUGUCGGAGAGAAAGUACAGUGUCUCGCGUGGGCUGUGGGAACCCAUUCCGUACAGUAUCUUGCUGUAGCUGUCAAAUGCACCUCGUCCCAGAGGCGAAUGGUCCCCUCCGAGAAGGAACGUGAACGUCCGGCAUUUCAUCCCUCACCAGCUUAUCCAACCAGCAUACAAAUCUGGGCCUUUCAUACCAGACCGACCGAUAUUGAAAAAAUCCGAAAACUGGCGAUAGACGAGGAGCCGAGCUUGGUGAUGGUGAUUGGUACCGAAUGGGGCAAUGUUCGCCAGCUCAAGUGGUGUCAACUUGAACCAGCUGACGACACCAACCAGAGGGACUCCGUCAAUCCAACUAUCGGUCUUCUUGCGGCUGUCUCAAGCGACGGUCAUGCUCGCAUUAUUGCCGUGCCGCGUCCCAAAGAUCGCAAAAAGGGGAUCCCAGUCACUCUCCGAGUCGAAAGGGCUGGCUUCGAUAUCCCCCCUCUUGCAGACACUAUCUUCACUACGCUGGAAUUCGCCGACCCUACGAAUCUCCUACUUGGUACCGCCGACGGGUUUCUCUAUUGCUUCGAUUUGACCGAACUGGAGAGUCAAGAGGGUCUCCCGAAGUGCUACAUGAAACGACAGCUCCACCACACGUACGUUCUUUCGGUCUGUGCGGGAGCGCCUGGUGCGCAAUCCACGUUCCUGGCCAGCACUUCGGCUUCAGGUGACCUUGCUCUGACAGACCUGCGAAGCCCAGAACAUGACCAAGUGCACGUCCCUCGUCCUAGCUUCCCAACGCGAGAUCUGAUAUACGCUCCCUUCACACGCUCCUUCAUUGCAGUUCUCGACCGGAGCGGAAACACCCAGGUAGAGAGGAACGCCGCGACGUUCCUGGUCUGCCACCACAUCCGGCAGUUCCCGAAUCUGUCCAAGAUUGCGAAACUGCCACACGACACGGGAGCUACGACGGCCCUGGCUGGUUCCCAAUGGCACCCGUGCAUUCUCGUCGGUAACGCCAAGGGUCAAGUCCUGGCGACGAACUAUCUCCGAAAGGUGCUCCCUUACCGCAAAACGGACCCCAAAAAGGCCGUGGGGGCAUACCUGCAAAAGAUCUGCGAGUAUGAUUGGCGACCGCUCACGGCACAGGAGCAACACAGAGAGACAAACCCGUCAUCACCAUCAGUUGCCAACUCAAGCGAAGCAGGGAAAGAGGAAGAAGCAACAACCGACAUCUACCACGGGCACGACACCCGUCCAGGCGUGUCCCGCUUCCACGAGGGCUUCAAGCCGGAAAAAAUUGAAGUCGCCUAUUCGCUGCCCACUGUGAAGAAGUCGUCGAGGCCUCGAAAGACCCCCGUCGGAGGCACAGGGGCCGGUGAGGCCGUCUUUGAAGAAGAGCAGGCCGUUACUGCACUCGCAUGGAGCCCCAAUGCAGCUUGUGCCGGCGUCGCGGCCAUGGGAUGGGGCAGCGGCAUCGUGCGCGUGCAGGAUCUGGCAUACGAUAUGCCUCCGUCGUGA